GCGGUCGCAGUGCGUAGUACUCACUCACGGCACCGCUCAGAGAAGUGGGUUCCAGCCAUGGCUGCGGCGAGUCCCUGGGACUCGGCGUCCGCACCGAACCCUGCCGGGGUACUGCUGGACCGUUUGGUGGCUUCGGGCGUCGUUACUCAGGAGACCUUAAAUAUAUCUAAAAACUCAGCUCCUUGCUUUAUGAACUUCGCCAGACAACAGCAGAUCACAAAUAUUCAAGCUGAAAUCUACGAGAAAAACCUGGAAACUGAACGCCUAAGACUAGAAAAAGAUACCGCAGAUGUUGUUCAUCCUUUUUUUUUGGCUCAGAAGUAUCAGACUCUGCAAAGCAUGAAUAGUCAUUUGGAAGCAGUGCUAAAAGAGAAGAGGUCCCUCAGGCAAAGACUGUUGAAACCCCUGUGCCUGGAAAACUUGCCUAUUGAAGCUGUUUAUCACAGAUGCAUGGUACAUUUGCUGGAGUUGGCAGUGACUUUCAUUGAGAGAUUAGAAAACCAUCUUGAAAUAAUUAGAAAUUUCCCUCAUGUAGAGGCAAAUCUAAAGAAAAUGAGCAAGGCUUUAGCAAAGAUGGAUGUUUUGGUGUCUGAGACAGAAGAACUGGCAGAGAGUAUACUCAAGUGGCGAGAACAACAAAAGGAAGUUUCCUCUUGUAUCCCUAAAAUAUUAGCUGAAGAAAAUUAUCUUCACAAACAUGAUGGUAUAAUGCCUCCUUUACCUUUUACUUCUAAAGUCCAUGACCAAACUAGUAAUUCCCAGUGAUUAUCAACUUGCAUUUUUACUCACUUAUAUGUACUCAUGUGAAGUCCAUUUCUAGUCAGUCAUAACAUGGGUACUUCCAGGCUUGACUGCUAGCAAUACUGAAAGAGCCCUCUUCUAUAUUGUACUAAGAUUCCAUCUUCAUUAACAGCAAAUUGUUUUUCAUAUAUUUUCAUUCUACUUUUUAGUAAAACUCAUGAAGAUCAAAUUUAACUAUGACAAUUUAUUAGCAUUAACUAUAUCUCAGGCAUCAGAAUCUUUUUUAAAAUAUUCUUUUUAAAAUAUUCUUGUGUCUGAAUUAUAAGAGUCUCCUUGAAUCUGAAAGAAUGUUGUUUAUUCCCAUAGAUAGUCACUAAGUGCAGAUAAGGUAACAUAGCAGGCCUGACUGCUAUCCUUUAAAAGGCCUUCUUGCAAGGUUGGUCCUUGGCUGGUGUCUGGGAACUCAGAUUUCAGAAGGGUCCCCUCCAUUCUCAUUGAUAAGAGUUAUUCACUGUGACUAAGGUGUUUUUGUACAAUAUGGUUUGUGCUGAACACCUGUACUCCUUCCAGAGUCUAGAAUUUUGAUAUAUGCUAGGCAGAAGGUACCUAUAUAACUAGCCCCCAGUAAUAGCCCUGGGCACUGCAUCCCUAAUGAGCUUUUGUGGUAGACAACAUUUCACACGUGUCACAACUCAGUGGCUGGGGGAAUUAAGCACAUCCUGUGUGACACCACUGGCAGAGGACUCUGGAAGCUCGUGCUUGGUUUCCCUGAGACUUUGCCUCAUGCACCUUUUCCUGAUGCUCCUAUGCUUCAUACGCUUUUGCUGUAGUAAAUCAUAGCCAUGAGUACAGUGAUAUGCAGAAUCUGUGAAUCCUCCAAAGAUAUUCUCAAACCUGGAGUGGGAAGGUAGUGUGACAGUCUUGGGGACCCUGACACACUAAGCAAUUCCUGAGGUGUUCACUGGCCACCUUAGGAAUAGGCAAAGAAGAAAGAGCAAAGAAAAGAAGAGGACACAUUAUAGUGACCCUUUUAGAGGUUUAUAAAAUGCUCAAAUAAUUUUAACUGACUUAUUGUGCAUAAAAAAGGGGAGUGGUGUACUAACACUAAUAGUAAGCCUCAGGAUGUAUUCAUUUGUAUCAGUACCAUAACCUCUGCAGGCUUAUUUUCAGACUUAGGGUUCUCUUUUUCUUUAAAAUGUGUGCAUCAGUAUUUUUAUACUGUAGCAUUCUCUGUAUCAAAGGGGUUCACCGAUCCUUGUACUUAUCACACUCCUUAACACAAGAAAACCUAAAUACAGUGGGUGAGUAAAGUAGUUGUUUGUGACGAAGCAGCAUCAUUUCCAAAAAAUACCCUGCUGAAGCAACCAGCAAUCAUGUUUUGAAGCCUACUUUGCUAACUUUUGCAAAUGAGGCCUAGAAGAGAGGUCAUAAUAUCUCAAACAUUCCAUAACAUUGCCUAGGUAUUACAGCAAAACAUUUUAAUUGUAUUUCAUCAGAAAUCUGUUCAAGGGGCCAGCCUUGGUUUCAAACACAUUGUUAUUCUUUUUCUUCAUGUUAUUUCCUUUAUUAGUUUACAUAUAUAGUGUCACAAAUAUUGAUAUACCUGGUUUUGUUUUUCAUUUUUUUCUAUUGUCUUUUUCAAAAUACAAAAAAUAAACCUGUUAGUUUUUAACUAAAA
Messenger RNA from Manis javanica (Malayan pangolin), 2419 nucleotides. It is a transcript of the gene HAUS2, whose product is annotated as HAUS augmin like complex subunit 2. Lineage: Eukaryota; Metazoa; Chordata; Mammalia; Pholidota; Manidae. The record is from RefSeq and is a predicted model, not a curated record. Gene Ontology annotation, biological process: microtubule nucleation; centrosome cycle; spindle assembly. Gene Ontology annotation, cellular component: mitotic spindle microtubule; centrosome; HAUS complex.